Necator americanus (New World hookworm) is the source of this 372-nucleotide messenger RNA. RefSeq lists its product as uncharacterized. NCBI's taxonomy places the organism in Eukaryota, Metazoa, Nematoda, Chromadorea, Rhabditida, Ancylostomatidae. The transcript has a single exon. The record is from RefSeq and is a predicted model, not a curated record. Bases 1 to 372 code for a protein of 123 amino acids.
AUGUCAACAUGUUGCACCGCUAUCGAAAAUGGCUACAGAAAAUCGUCUUCGUUUCUUUAUUCACGUAUUAAGCAGACUGGGAGAUCGCCUUGUUCAACGAGUUUUGAGGACUUGAGCUGGAAGAAGCCACCUGGCCGAAAACGGAAGUUCUGGAUUGAGAUGGUGAAAGAGGACCCGAGGACACUCGGCGUGGAUAGGCAAUUCAGGCGAGACGUAAGGUUUCGCAGAAUAUGGGAUAGCGACGAACGGAUUGAUUCUGUGCAAGCUCUCGCAGGAGAUCGAGAAGGCUGGGCAGACCUAUGUUCAAGGACGGCACACCUCGGCGAGGAUGUGGAUAAUCGCGUCAGGCGAUGUCAUCAGCCCGCCGAUUAA